Brachypodium distachyon (stiff brome) is the source of this 910-nucleotide messenger RNA. RefSeq lists its product as uncharacterized. The coding region runs from base 25 to 447 and encodes 140 amino acids. The record is from RefSeq and is a predicted model, not a curated record. The transcript has 2 exons. NCBI's taxonomy places the organism in Eukaryota, Viridiplantae, Streptophyta, Magnoliopsida, Poales, Poaceae.
AAGAAAAGGAUAAAUCAAAGAUAAAUGUACUCCUGGUACGUACUCAAGGGUCAAGAAUUGGUCUCUCGCACAAAGCAGGAGGCUAGCAAAGGAAGAAUAGUCCAAGAUCGAAGAAACAUGGGUCAGGCCGUCGACCUAGAACAAGCGGCCUACCAUGCCAUCCCCGCCGACGAAGCACCGGUGCUGGGCCACGCUCCGCCGGCAUCUGCUGAAGGCAAGAGCGAAGGCGAAGGACGCGCGCUCCUCAUCGCGUUUGUAGCGUUGUUUGUACUCACGAUGCUCACGCUUGGGCCCUUCGACUACCUCAAGUCCGCCAACAUCCCGUCUUUCUCGGUGGGCCUCGCCGGCUUCGACGGGAUCGACCCGGCCCGGCCCGGCCCCGUGGUCUCGCCGGCGUUCAACCUCACGCUCCGGAUGAACAAGACCUGCGUCGACUCGCGGAGUUGACCGUGUCGUACUCCGGCGUGGCGCUCGGCUGGGGCCACGUGGAGCCGGGAGACUGCACCUCGAGGCAGCCCUGGGGGAAAGCCGUGGAGAUCGAGGCCCGGGCCGACGGGGUCGGGCUCUCGACGCCGCUCCGGCAGCGCCUGGCGUCGGAGUGGCGUUCAGGCCCGGUGCAGCUCGACGUCCACGUGAUGGUCUACAACGACAACCCCCGUGGCGUCUCUGCCCACGAGACGGUGAUGACCGACGGGCUGCAGGCGGAGUCAUUGCCUUGCACGUGGUAUUGUUUACGGCCUUACCAUUAUGGUAUGCUAACCUAGAAGGCUAGAACCUCUAGCCCAUCUUGGAUCCUCGGAUUUCCGGGUGAGGUGUUGAGAAAUAAAUUUCUAGAUUUUAUGUGAUAGUCGUCAGGAACGAGCUUGUAUGAUUCCUAAGAAAGUUCUAUGCAAUGAUUUCAAGGAUUUAG